AUGGAUAUAAAUAGAUUGACAACUACGGACAGUUUGUUAAAGGGUGGGCAUGGUUUGAAUCAGAAUAUUCCUUGUUCGCAAUAUGGAGAAAAUAUAAAUGCUGAUGCGGAUAUCAGUUUGAACAAUUUCAACAUCGGUUCCACCAUUAUGGCGAGCAAUAAUGAGGUGAUAACAAAGAAAUGUCGCAUAUGGAAUCCCGCUUUGGAUGAUUGCCAUAAUGCAGCCAAUAACAAUGAUAAGAGCAAGAUUUCAGAUAAUUUGCAAAAUAAUCAUGUUUCCCAGAAUUAUGCAAGUUCGAUGCAACCAUAUAUAACUACUCUCAUGAAAUCAUCGGAUUAUAAAAAGGGAAUGCAAUAUCACAAUACGGCAAUGAGUUUUCGAUUUAACAUUAUGCUAUUACCGAAUUAUUUGAUGAAUGCAAUGUUGAAUCCAAAUUUCACAUCACUUAAUGUACCAAAUCAAAAUUGCUGUGCUGUAUGCGGUAGCAUAUUUCGAUUAACUGCUGAUUUGGUGCAACAUAUGCGUAUCAAUCAUCGAACCAAACAUUAUUCGCAACCACUAAAAAGAACUUUACAUAUCGAUAUGUCGAUUCCGGAAGGUGAUUACGAGAGAGGCAAGAAGUUAUUUAAAAUGCGAUGCUUUCAGUGCCAUGUUAUUGAUUCAGAUGCGAAUAAAAAUGGUCCGACGCUGAAGGGUGUGAUAGGACGUAAGUCGGGUACUGUCGAUGGCUACCCAUAUUCUACUGCCAAUAAGAAUAAGGGCGUGGUUUGGACACGUGAAACAUUAUUCGAGUAUUUAUUAGACCCGAAAAAAUAUAUUCCGGGAACGAAGAUGGUAUUUGCGGGCUUGAAGAAACCUCAAGAACGUGCUGAUUUGAUCAAAUAUAUAGAAGAGGAAUCUGCGAAAUAA
This is a messenger RNA of Acanthocheilonema viteae, 909 nucleotides long. The record is from the annotation of a GenBank genome assembly. NCBI's taxonomy places the organism in Eukaryota, Metazoa, Nematoda, Chromadorea, Rhabditida, Onchocercidae.